Molecule: messenger RNA, 3021 nt
Organism: Alternaria atra
Lineage: Eukaryota; Fungi; Ascomycota; Dothideomycetes; Pleosporales; Pleosporaceae
Exons: 5
Coding region: 1-3021 (1006 amino acids)
Biological process (GO): regulation of transcription by RNA polymerase II
Cellular component (GO): mediator complex
Molecular function (GO): transcription coregulator activity
Source: RefSeq, a predicted model, not a curated record
AUGGACUCACUCGACAACGUGACCCUGCGCCCAUGGCCAGCACCAAAGAAGGAAGAGCUAACCCAGGACGACCUGCUGUUCAAGAUCGAGCAGCUGGCCAGUGAACGGGGACACUUGCGCGACAUCACGGAACAGUCGCUCCAAGAAGACAUCGACGCGGGCAAAGAUGUACCUGACGAUACAGAGGAAGGAGCAAAGGACGAGAAGAGGGAGAAGAAGAAGGAGGUACCGUCUCGACAGGAACAGCUAGAGAAGGUCUUCAAGGCAGGACAGGAGAUGUAUAGUCAUCUAGAAUGGGCAAAAUUCGCUGCUACGAACGCGCUCGAUCUUGUCUCGCUCGUACUCUCCCAAGACCCCAAUAAGCGCAGCCUGAACUUUUUCAGCCAGACAUUUCGAGAUCAGGGUCUGAACCAGGGCAUACCACUCGGUUCGUUCGGCAUCAGCAAGGAGAAUCACGAUCAUCGUAUCCGCAAAAUAGAAGAGCAACACCGGCUCCAGGAUCUAGCAUCCAAACAAGAAGUGGCGGCUCAGGGCGCACGCAUGGGGGCGCUGGAUUCGUCCGUAGACGAGAUACUGAAGGCUGCGAAACACUUGGAGAAGGAGAUACGCCGGGAGACGAAAUACUGGCAUGAGAUCGUAUCCGUCUCCGACAAAGGGUGGCCCAUUCAACGACUACGUCAGAAUGUGCGCCAUGCGCCUUUUGCCGUGCGUUAUGGACUCCCCGAAGCCAGCGAUCACUUCAAAGCUCGUGGAUUCGCACCUCUUCAGAUGGACAAAGAUGGAAGUAUCAUCUUAGAUCCAGCUCUCGCGCUAAAGCCUAAGACGUUCCGCGUGCGAGUCAGUAUCGAUGGCAAGAUUACAGGUACAUCACAAACCCCCCUUGACGGCGAUUUCUCAGCCCAGUCUCUUGAAAAAUCUAUCCAGCUUGCGCGCGAUUCCCUGCUGGAGGAAGAGUUGUACUAUGAAAUGAGCUUGGAGACGAGGCAGCUCCUAGCUUACGGUGUCGAAUUUCGGGAUUCAGUCAUCCGAAUAGACGCGCCUCAGAUGGAUAGUGCAUCCCAAGACCGAAAGUUGCUCAUCGACUGCAUACCUCGAGACGAUCCCAUAGCGAGCAAUCAAGGUCAUGAACACGACUGGCUUGCUCGCAAUAUCGCUGAGGCACUUCGGCUGCUUCUCGCUCAUGAGCAUAGUAUGCGUCUCUAUCGAAGAUCGCAGCUUCCACCUCCAUUGACAGGUCAGACACGGGAGAAGCUUCCCCCACCUCUACUGCGUACGCUUCUCGCAGUACUCAACCACAUCGCUGGCGUUGACUCGCUCUAUGUUUAUCUUGACUUGGUCGCCAAAACCCUGAAUAGUGCAGGUCUCGAUGCGACACUAGAGACCACACGUGAGACGUCUUGGGCGAACCUUGUAGAGGGCCUGAAAACGACGUCAAAGAAGGGUCUGUCUGCGACCGAUCAGCUGCUUGAAAUCUUCAUGAAGCCGUUCGAUGGGAAAGCUACGUUGACUCUACCCACGUCCAACGGUGCACAGUCAGAGGAUCUAAUCGUCGUCACACGCACGAUCAUCGGUCAACCGACUUUUGGCACAGAGCACAAGCUUACACUUCCAUCCACUUUGAGUUCCGAUAUCGGAUUGUUCCAGCAACACAAGUUCGCUAGUGUUGUAGAGUUAAAGUCAUACAUCGACUGGAUUCUCUCCCUGCAUAUUGCGCAUAGACUCCUAAAGAGUGAGUAUGCUUCACGCGCGCAAACGAGAACCCAAGAUCCACGGCUGUCAAUUCGGAGCAAGGACAGCAAGAAAGGCGCAAAGUCCACGAAGGAUGUCAGAGUGGAUUUCAAUGAAGGAGAGUUGAAGGUUACUGCGUUGGCUAUAGAUGCUAGACCGGAAUCAGAAGACAGUAUUACCGUAUCGAAAGGCGGUCGCAAAUUCUCAAACUACCCGGCAGGUCUUGAUCCCAACAACACCAACACAGGCACAAACAACAAGUACGCAGUAGCAGAGCUCACUGCCAACGGCACCGAAACACCCUACCCCAGCGUGGAGAUCAACAACCCACCGAAUGGAGCUAUCAACUACACAACAACUCCACCAACAGGCGCGAACUACCAAAACUACCUCAUAGGCGUACAGAGUGUAGUCCUUGACCCUCAAGAUCGCCUGUGGAUCUUGGAUACUGGACGCGCAUUGACCGAGGAUGGCACACUGGUCAACGCGUCCCCCGGCGGCCCCAAACUCGUUGGCGUAGACAUUGAAUCCGACACGGUGAUUCAAACCAUUGUUUUUCCACCCACGGUAGCAUACCCAGACUCGUACCUCAACGACGUCCGCUUCGACUUGCGACCUUCCAUCACCGCUUCUGGGAAAGGAGUAGCCUAUAUCACCGACUCUUCGUCCGAGGGCCGCAAUGGAAUCGUCAUUGUGGACCUAGGCACAGGCGAGAGCUGGCGCCACCUUGACGGUGUGAAGGAAACGAGGGCCGAGAGGGGUUUCGUCCCAUAUGUCUGGGGACAACCGCUUUACUACAUCCCUGGUCCCGAUCAACCGCUUACCACAGUACCAUUGGGUAGCGACGGUAUCGCCUUGUCUGCCGACGGAGGGCACCUGUACUUUGGCCCUGUUGGUGGACGCUCGUUGUACAGCAUUCCUACCGAGCGUCUGCGGGACCGCAGUCAGACUUCCGAGCUUUUGGCGCUAGGCGCCGUGAACAACAAGGGCGAAAGAGGUGUCAGCGAUGGAUUUGAGACGGAUACUAAUGGUUUCAUCUAUGCGGGUAAUAUGGAGCAGAAUGAAAUUGGGUUUCAUAACCCGACGAACGCGUCUAUGACGCUGUUUGUGAGGGACCCAAGGAUUAGUUGGGUGGAUACCAUGUCCGUUGGAAGCGACGGCUACCUUUACUUCACCGACAACCAGCUUGCUUUCAGUUCGUCCUUUUACCCCGGUACGGAUCGGAGGGAACGACCAUUUGUGCUAUUCAGGGCACCUUUACCCAACAAUGGAUCGAGAGUGUUCCUGCAGUAG